AUGGCCCGCAAGAAGAUUAGGGAGUACAACUCCAAGACACUGCUGAAGGUGCACGCGGCGCGCCUGGGUGGGCUCGAUCUCCCCAUCCGGGUGGCCCAGGUGAAGGCGGACACCGAUUUCGGGGCGCUGGUGACUGCCCACCCCUGGCUCAGCACCACCCCUCUGGUGGUGAAGCCGGAUUGCCUGUUUGGGAAGCGGGGCAAGCAUGACCUGGUGGGCCUCAAGCUGGACCUGGCUGGCGCCGAGGACUUCAUCGCCCAGCGCAUGGGCAAGUACUACCUGUGCAUCCAGAGCACGCGUGCCGGCACGGACCUGUCCUUCUCCGAGGCCGGCGGCGUGGAGAUCGAGGAGCACUGGGAUCAGGUGCGCAGCGUCAGCCUGGCGGUGGGCGAGGCGGUGACGGGCGAGGCCCUGGCCCCCCUGCUGGCCACGCUCCCCCUGGAGCUGCGCCCCGGGAUGGAGGCCUUCCUGGCCACCGCCCACGCCGUGUUCACCGACCUGGACUUCACACUGAUGGAGAUGAACCCCUUCACGCUGGGCCCCGACGGCGCGCCCUUCCCGCUGGACAUGCGCGGCGAGCUGGACGACACCGCCGCCUUCCGCAGCGCCAAGAAGUGGGGCGACCUGGAGUUCCCCCUGCCCUUCGGCCGACGGCUGGGCCCCGCGGAGGCCGCCGUCGCGCGCAUGGACGAGGGCACCGGCGCCUCGCUCAAGCUUUCCGUGCUGAACCCGCGCGGUCGGGUGUGGACCAUGGUCGCGGGGGGCGGUGCCUCCGUCAUCUACGCCGACACCGUGGGCGACCUGGGCGCGGCCGACGAGCUGGGCAACUACGCCGAGUACUCGGGUGGGCCCAACGCGGCCGAGACCCACGCCUACGCGCUACGCCUGCUGGACUGCACCACCGCAGGGCCCGACGGCCGCGCGCGCGCGCUGAUCGUCGGCGGCGGCAUAGCCAACUUCACCGACGUAGCCGCCACCUUCAAGGGCAUCAUUCAGGCCAUCCGCGAGCGCGCCGACGCGGUCAAGGCGGCGCGGCUCAAGCUGUUCGUGCGGCGCGGGGGCCCCAACUACCGCGCGGGCCUGGACGCGAUGCGCGCGCUGGGCUCCGAGAUCGGCAUCGACAUCGAGGUAUAUGGCCCGGAGGCCAGCAUGACCGGCAUCUGCAAGCUGGCCAUCGACCACCUGAAGGACAGCGAUGCCCGCGACGCAAAGGCUGCCCAGUGA
Molecule: messenger RNA, 1224 nt
Organism: Auxenochlorella protothecoides
Lineage: Eukaryota; Viridiplantae; Chlorophyta; Trebouxiophyceae; Chlorellales; Chlorellaceae
Product: ATP-citrate synthase
Exons: 4
Coding region: 1-1224 (407 amino acids)
Source: RefSeq, a predicted model, not a curated record